UAUAUAUAUAUAAUCUCUUUGACCUCUCACACAUUUUACACCUUUCCCUCUUUCAUCUUCAUCAUCAACAUGGGUUCCAGCUCUAGUAGACUCGGGUCUCGCCCUUCUUCUACUCCAAGAGUCAACAACACCCACAACCAUCGCUUCAGAUUCUCUUCCUUUCUCUGCGGCGCUUCCACCUCUCGCUCCAUUUCUCAGAUGGAAGAACAUCAAUAUGAAGAACUUCAAGUUAAUUCGGCUAGAGAUUUUGAUGAUGGAAUUCAGAAAGUUGCUGAUGAAUCAUCAUUAUCAUGUACAGAAGAAGCUAGAAUUAGGUGCUGUCCUCAAGCUGAAACUUCAACCUCAACUGGUAUGAGAACCGAGUUCUGCGGGAAUGAUACUGUUGAAGGUUCUUCUGGAAAUGUUGCAACGAGUGUUCAGAGGAAUUGCUUGUCUGAACAUAAGGAGCUAGUCCCUCCUUAUCGGGUAAGUGCUGGUCAUGGUCAUCCUGAAUCAUAUAGUGAUAGUAACAACACAGCUAGUACUUCAUUUGUUGAACAGCAGUCUUCAGACCCAGUUUCUGUAAAUGUUUCUGCUAACAAGGAUAGAAUCAAUAAUGUUGAUGAUCCAGUUGUUAGUGGUGUCUCUCGAAUCUCUCACGAGACGGAGCGUCCAAGGAGCUCAAUCUCUCAAGAGCAUGGAAAUCCCAGGUCUGGUGAAAUUUCUGUUGAGAAUGACACGGAUGCAGACACAUAUGUCCGGAGUUCUUCGAUUCCUGUUUCUCAAGCUUCUAAUACACCACCAACUUCUCAAGUUCCAGAAGAUGAACGCCGCCAUGAGACAAUGCCAUCAGGUUUGGGUAUUCUUGUGUCCAAUCGGGAAAUAGUGCAGGGAAAUGAUGGUCUGUUUCAGGUUGAUGUGGUGGCAAUAUCUUCCAACAUUUUAUCUGGCAGCAAUGCAGAUGCUGAUGAUCAUGAUGCCAGAAGAAGUGGUAGAAGAUUAUUUUGGGAUGCUUUUUCACAACGUAGUUCUAGAAGGCUUGGUGAUUCUCCAACUAUUGUUUUCUCCACCGGAGGCACUGAUGAUUCAGGAUCUCAAGAUCGGUGGCAUGUUGAUUUUGAUGAGGAUUUAACAAAUGAUGGGGUUAGAGGUGCGUCUGGAUAUCGAGGAAGUAUUCACAGAUUGAAUGAAAGAGUGCGAAACUCAAGAUCUGAGAUAUGGGAAAGGCUUCGUGGAGGCCUUGAUGAGAUUGGUCGGUUGAACACUUCAUGUCCAUUAGGACUCCAUGCAGAUGGUAUGUGCUCGUGCGAGUCAUUCCCAGUGGCUGAAGAAUCUAGCACUCGAUCAAGUAUUUCAAGAAUAGUUAUGCUGGCUGAGGCUCUGUUUGAGGUUUUAGAUGAAAUCCAUCGGCAACCUGGAUCUGUUUCCCUAUCUACGGUCUCACUUCCUGCACCUGAAUCAAUUGUAGACUCUUUCCCUCUGAAGUCUCACAAAAAGGUUGUUGAAGCUGACGGAGGCAAUGGCGAUGAACAAUGUUACAUAUGUCUGGCGGAGUAUGAAGAUGGGGACCAAAUACGAGUUCUUCCUUGCAAGCAUGAAUAUCACAUGUCGUGUGUCGAUAAGUGGCUGAAGGAAAUACACGGUGUGUGUCCUUUGUGUCGCGGCAAUGUUUGUGGUGGGUUAACAGAGUCGUCAGCCAACUCAGAAGUGCAGUCUCGGUGAUAUUGUUUGUACAUAAGAAUGUAAAUAGUUCAAAUAUUAGUUAAACUUCCAUUUACGUAGUUUACAUAUGUACACUUCACAUCAAUUUAUUCCUCCAGAAACUAGUGUCAUCAAAAUGCUUCAUUUUGAUAAUCACAAAGAACUUGAUGGAUCAUUUUGAUUUCACUUUAAAAUUCUUUGAAAGACUAAUUGAUAUGAGAAAGCUUGAGAGAUUAAAUUGAUGUAAAGUGUAUCUUGAAUAAGCAUAAGUGAUAAAUCCGUUGGACCCUUUGGCAAAAAUAAUAGGUGCUAAAUAGCUAAUGAAGGAGGUGAAAUUUUAUAUCCGAA
Messenger RNA from Trifolium pratense (red clover), 2028 nucleotides. RefSeq lists its product as uncharacterized. The record is from RefSeq and is a predicted model, not a curated record. The transcript has 6 exons. Bases 70 to 1701 code for a protein of 543 amino acids. Lineage: Eukaryota; Viridiplantae; Streptophyta; Magnoliopsida; Fabales; Fabaceae.